Pomacea canaliculata is the source of this 2745-nucleotide messenger RNA. Its product is annotated as death ligand signal enhancer-like. Bases 128 to 1549 code for a protein of 473 amino acids. The transcript is spliced from 10 exons. Gene Ontology annotation, molecular function: protein binding. NCBI's taxonomy places the organism in Eukaryota, Metazoa, Mollusca, Gastropoda, Architaenioglossa, Ampullariidae. The record is from RefSeq and is a predicted model, not a curated record.
AAGUGCUGAGGGCGCUGAUCACGUGACCACAAUGGCGACCAAGCAGAGGUUGGAUGGAAGGGCACCUGGCUAAAAAAAGUCUCUAAGCUAAACAAAAUUAUCUUCUUGACGAUCUACAAAAACAGAAAUGUGGAGGAUCUGGAAUUCUUUCCCGCGUGUAUUCCGUCAACAGCUCCAUGGGCCUCGAGCCUCUGCUGGGGUGUAUGUUGAGGAAGAAAAAGCAGAGUCUGACAUUGAGAAAUAUGCUGAGAUUCAUAAGAGUUGUGUGAUCACAUGUCCGUCACAACAUGUCUUCAGGAAACUAGCACAAUGUUUUCAGAAGAGCCAAGAAGUUGACCCGCAGAAGGAGGCAGGGGAGAGAGCAAGGGCUGACCAUGACCAGCAGGACUGGUGGCAACAUUAUGCUGAUAGCUUCUGGUUCCGACUUUUUAGUCGAUAUCGUACAUUUGAAGCAGUGACAUGGGGGACUGCUGCAAUCCUUGGCUUGCAGCUGUCACGGAAGCCCAACCUGAAGCAGUACAUUGACUUGUUUGGUGACAGAGACCAACGACAACAAUGCAGAGGCUUACUGCUUCGCAUGGCCUUUGCCAUGGCCCCUGAUUGUGGGUCACUAACAGCUACCAAGGCCAUUGUACAGCAACAUGAUGAGCAGCCUACAAAUGCUUCCUAUGUCAGAGAAAAAACAGAAAAUGUUUCAACGCACCAGAACAAACCUUUUGAGGAGCAGUCCCUGGAUGACAUUAUGCAGGAGUUUCAGGGCAUGUGUCAAGAAUAUGCAGCAGUUGGCAGCAGCAUAUCAGGAAUCUAUGCUGCAGACCAAGGAAAUAUGACCUCUGCUAUUGAGCAUUUGAAAUUAGCCAGCAGUCUUGGUCAUGCUCCAGCCUAUUUUAAUCUUGGACUAUGUUUUGAGAUGGGCUGUGGUGUCAGCAAAGACAUGGAAAAGGCUGCAGAAUGUUAUCGUAUGGCAGCAGAGGCAGGUCACACACAGUCUGUUUUUAACCUGGCCCUCAUGACAUUGAAAGGAGAGGGUGGCAUGGAAGAAGACAGACAGAAGGGGGUACAACUAUUAACCCAGGCAGCCCAGCAAGGCCUUGCACAGGCACAGACUUAUCUUGGAGUGUAUUAUACUGAAGAUGAUGAUGACCAACAAGACUUCACGAAAGCAGUCUCUUACUUUAAGGCUGCAGCAGAUCAAAAUGAUGCAGAAGGCCAGUACCUGUUGGGGAUCUGCUAUGAGAAUGGCUGGGGCACAGAAAACGAUGAAGCAGCAGCAGGAAAAAUGUAUUCUGCUGCUGCUAAGAGUGGACAUGAUGGCGCCCUUUACAACCUGGCAGCAUUUCAUGAAUAUGGACUUGGAGGGUUGAUGCAGGACAUGGACCUGGCCACAGAGCUUUAUCAGCGUGCUGCAGCUGAAGGAAAUGCGAGUGCCCAGCAGCGACUGCAGCAAAUAAACUCUCAAACAACUCUUUCACAAAAGACUCCAGCAGAAGAACUGAAAACAGAAAGAGCACUCACAACACAAAUCAUCUUCACUCCGGUGCAGUUCUAGCUCAUCUCCAACAUUAAUAGAAUCAGAAAAGCUGUUAGACACAGCAGGGGUCUGGAGGGAUGGCAUCACUCACUGGUCAUCAAGCACAGAACUGAACAGGUGUUCAUCUGAAAGCACCAGCAAGGUAGUAUUUAUGCUUGGAGAUCCCAGUUCAGAUGAGGACAUCUUGGACCUCACCCACUCCUACAGUCUUGGCUUACCUGGCAAUAGCAUCAGUAUAUUCCAUCCAUAUCUGCCUGCACUGCAGCGGACAUCCACCAUGCCAGACUUGCACAUGGUUUCCUGCCCUUGACGCCACAUUUCAGAUUAGAAAGGCAUCAGUGGUUGUGGCAAUGGAAGGAUUUAGUCUAAAACAACUUGAAAGGAAGGCUGGUCUCAGAGUUUUGCAGGUACACUUUUGUACCAUGAUUUGGCAGCUUCAACUGUUAUGGACAAUCUGCAGUGAAAUUCUGCAGGAUAUGCUAGCAUAUUAAUUCAGAUGGGUUAACAAAUGUUGUUUUAUACAAGCAUAUGGUUAUUUCCUCAGAUUCUUUGUUUUGAAAGUGUUUAGCUUGAAAGCUCAAAGAUAGUGUGCAAGUGUGCAUAUGUGAACAGGAAGACAGGUGGUGUACAUGCAAUACAUAAUAAACUAUAUAAGCUAAAUUGUUCAUUCAAAUGUACUGUGAAUUUUUAACUUUUUUCCUGUAGUCUCCUGGAUGUUACUUCCAAGAUUCCAAUUCAUUUAUUUACUGUUUGUGUGGUUUGCGCCAUAGUUGUUUUAUAAAUCCCACAAAAUGAGAGUAGGACAGGACUUAAGGUACUAAAUCAGGGUUCAGGUUGUUUUCAGUGAGUUUUUUUUUUAAUGUCGUUCUCAUAAGUUUUAGCUAUUAAAGAAAGAUCCGAGAGAGAAUCAUGUUACAAAAUCAAAUCUUGAGCUGUUUAACAUUUGUGUCAUUUUUUUUUUUCUUAAUGUGUUCAGCUUCAGAUAUGUUGAGAAAGAUGGAUUUUUCUUUUGUAGAAACAUAAAGGCAGUGUAAAUGGUUUGUCUGCAUUUUCUUGAUUUGUUUGAAACUGUGGCAUACCAAAUUUGACAUACAUUUGUAAUAUUCAAAAUGUGCUUCCCUCCGUUCAGACAUUACGGAUCACAUGAAAUAUUUAUCAAGGAAAUUCCAUUUUGUUAGACUUUGAGAAAAUAAAUAUUUUGGUUUGCAUUGGCA